This is a messenger RNA of Vicia villosa (hairy vetch), 1100 nucleotides long. RefSeq names its product phenylcoumaran benzylic ether reductase Betv6-like. Gene Ontology annotation, molecular function: oxidoreductase activity. NCBI's taxonomy places the organism in Eukaryota, Viridiplantae, Streptophyta, Magnoliopsida, Fabales, Fabaceae. The coding region runs from base 124 to 1053 and encodes 309 amino acids. The transcript is spliced from 4 exons. The record is from RefSeq and is a predicted model, not a curated record.
AAGUUGGACACUCAUAAAAAAUGGUGUAGUAAAUUGUAUGUGAUUUUUUUUAUUUCAAAAGAAGAACACCGAGAAAGAGUCAAGAAAAGAAAGAAGUAAAGUAAGCAUUUAGUUAACGUGUCCAUGGCUGAGAAAAGUAAGAUCCUUAUUGGAGGAACAGGUUACAUCGGAAAACACAUAGUAGAAGCAAGUGCAAAAGCUGGUCAUCCUACUUUUGCAUUGGUCAGAGAAUCCACUCUUUCUGAUCCAGCCAAAGCUAAUCUUUUAGAUAACUUCAAAUCAUUAGGCGUUAAUUUGGUCCCUGGGGAUUUGUAUGAUCAUGAGAAGUUGCUGAAAGCAGUUAAGGAGGUGGAUGUGGUGAUUUCCACAGUAGGUCAAGUUCAACUUGCAGAUCAGGUGAAGAUUAUCGCUGCUAUUAAGGAGGCUGGUAACAUUAAGAGGUUUUUUCCUUCGGAAUUUGGGAACGAUGUUGAUCGUGUCCACGCGGUAGAGCCAGCAAAAUCUGGAUUUGAAACCAAAGCCCAAAUUCGACGUGCUAUUGAAGCGGAUGGUAUACCCUAUACAUAUGUCUCUAGCAACUCAUUUGCUGGAUAUUAUCUCCCCACAUUAGCUCAGCCAGGACAAUUUGCUCCACCUCCACCCAAAGACAAAGUUGUCAUAUAUGGUGAUGGAAAUCCCAAAGCUGUGUUUAACAAGGAAGAUGACAUUGCAACAUUCACUAUUAGAGCUGUGGAUGAUCCAAGGACAUUGAACAAGAUUCUUUACAUUAAACCGCCUAAGAACCUUUACUCAUUCAACGAGCUUGUGGCAUUGUGGGAGAAGAAAAUUGGAAAGAUCUUGGAAAAAAGUUAUAUUCUAGAGGAUAAACUUCUUAAGGAUAUUGAAGAUGCUCCUCUUCCAAUCAAUGUGAUAUUAGCAAUUUACCACUCUAAUUUUGUGAAGGGUGAUCACACUAACUUUGUGACUGAGGCAUCUUUUGGGGUUGAGGCUUUUGAAUUGUACCCAGAUGUUAAGUAUACUACUGUUGAAGAAUAUCUUGACCAAUUCGUUUGAGAGUUGCAAAAAACAAAAAACAAUGUAUUUGAAUAAUAAUGUUUUUA